CACGGCCGGUUAGCAUGGCCUCGGUCUUAAGACAUGCGCUAAAUUCAGGGGUGCGCGCAUUACGUACCUCCACAUCAGCUCGUUCGCUGGCGGGAGGCGCUCGAUCACUUCCGCCCCACUUGCAAAAGUUGCUUGACUAUGGUGAAAUGUACCCUGAUCUGCUACCAGACCCUAAUAUCGAGCACCGACAUUCUUUAGCCGAAAGCCUGGAACGUAAGGAUAUGCUGAAAAGGCGUAGCGUGCUGGAUAUUCCCGAGUUUUAUGUAGGCACAUUUAUGUCUAUUAUGGUCACCGACAAAAAUGCGCCUGGAAAAAAGAACAAGUUUGUUGGAAUCUGUAUUAAAAGAGAAGGCCACGGAUUGCGUCACCGUGUGACGUUACGAAACAUCGUUGAAAAUGAGGGAGUCGAGCUCAUGUACGAUCUCUAUUCGCCAAUAAUACUUGAAAUACAGGUGCUUCGGCUGCAGAAGCGACUUGACAAAAAUCUUUUAUAUCUUAGAGAUGCACUCCCAGAGUACUCGAUGGUGCCAUGGGACAUGGAGCCCGAACAGCAUUCGGAAGGAAGGCCUGUACCGAUCGAUGAAACGAAGGUCAUUAUGAAGCCUUUGCCCUGGACGCAAAAAUGGGAGCGCAAAGAGCUUAAAGGCAUAAUUAUACCAUUCGACAUACCUGAAAAGCGCGCUAAAAGAGGUGUGGAAAUUUCCAAACCUUGGGAGAAAUAUGACUUGAUGAAGGAUUAUCGCUCGCAAAUAUCUAUCGAAGACCAGGCUGUUGUCUGGAAUGAAGUAGAACAACACCGAAGAACGGUUGAGGAGCAGCACAAAAGAAACCGAAGAAGAAAGCUACUGGAGACGCAGGGCUUGUCGCAGACCUAGGUUCUGUAACGCGUGCAGAACUUACUAGGAGGUUGAAGCUAAGAAAAGUCUCAAAUAAACACAAUGUAAUUUGGUGUCGGCCAAGACGACUACUGUAUAGAAAAAUAGGUUCAGUAGAUUAUUUUACCUUGUACUUGGUUUUAAUAUACUGUAAAUGCGAAUAUUUAGCAGCCUUUUAUAAAUAAAUUUGGACUAGUGCGCGAUUUUUCCUGUUGUUUGAAUAUAUAUAUACACGAUAAGGCACAGACCUUAUGUUAAAACAAGAAAAAAAUUUAGACAUGCAUGCGAUUUGCUCUGUAGAACUAUCAUGUGCGCUGUCUUUCUUGCGCACCUUUAUUGCAUUAUUAUCAGAACAAGCUUACGAUUGGUUUAAAAAUAGGCGAAAUGAUUUCGAGGUAAGGUCUCGGGCAAAUGUGCACGUCGAUCUCGGCAAUCGGACUGUCGAUGUAGCCAGUUACUUUUCGUAAUUGGCUAGACACAAUAUGUUCAAAGAUAUUACGCAAAUCAUUUUUGGCUACAUUUGGCUGACGCUCCGCUAAGAUAGUGGUACGCGUAUCAUUAAGCUUCGAGUCUUCGGCGAUGGAAAUUUUUGUAUGUUCUAGAUGCAUCCUAAUAGAAGUGAUGCCGUUUAAAGGUCGAUAUUAGAUAGAAAAGUUGAAUGGUUAUGAUGAAGGAAAUAUCUUUGAGUGAUACAAGAUGAAAGGCUAAGACAACCAAUUAAAAAAUAUCCGCGUUUUCAAUCUCAAUGUAGAGGUUUUCUGUUAUAUAUAUAUAUAUAGUGGCCUAGGUAUCUUUUUUUCUACCGAGAACUUAGCAUAUUUGUUAAAACCUAUUACAUACCGAUUCGUUACAAAUUUAGAAUGACAUUUGAACAGCUGAAAAUAACAUAUAAAUGUGAAUAAAUGAAAAUAAAUGUGUUGGUA
Messenger RNA from Varroa destructor (honeybee mite), 1798 nucleotides. It is a transcript of the gene mRpL19, whose product is annotated as mitochondrial ribosomal protein L19. Lineage: Eukaryota; Metazoa; Arthropoda; Arachnida; Mesostigmata; Varroidae. Gene Ontology annotation, molecular function: structural constituent of ribosome. Gene Ontology annotation, biological process: translation. Gene Ontology annotation, cellular component: ribosome; mitochondrial large ribosomal subunit. The record is from RefSeq and is a predicted model, not a curated record.